This is a messenger RNA of Lathyrus sativus (Indian pea), 375 nucleotides long. Lineage: Eukaryota; Viridiplantae; Streptophyta; Magnoliopsida; Fabales; Fabaceae. The record is from the annotation of a GenBank genome assembly.
AUGAAAGAGGGUAAACUAAAUCAUCAACUUCAGCACCAGAAUGGUCACCUUUCUCCUUUCAAAUUCGCCAAAUUGCUCGAUCCAGAAGCUUCCUGGGACAAGGACCAACUUGGUGAUGUAUUGCAUUGGAUUCGACAAGCAAUGGGCCUUGUAUUUGGAUUGCUUUGGGGUGCCUUUCCAGUGGUUGGGGGAUUUUGGUUUAUCCUCUUUUUAGUUUUGUCCUCUGGGAUCAUAUAUGGUUACUAUUCAGUAAUAUUGAAGGUUGAUGAAGAGGAAUUUGGCGGCCACGGAUCCCUUCUCCAAGAGGGGCUUUUUGCUUCUACAACUCUAUUCCUGCUUUCCUGGAUUCUAGUCUACAGUUUAGCACACUUCUGA